AUGCUUGCAAUCCAGUCUGAUGAAGUCGAUUUCGGCGAGGAAGGCGAAGAACCAGGUAGUGGAAGUCAAAGCCCAACAGGAGGAGAAGGUGAACCAGCACCUGUCGGCUCCCAAGAACCACCAAUUGAGUUGUCAACGAAUCAUCCACAAAUACAGUUUGUACUGCAAUUUCAAGGAGAACCAACGGAAGACUUUCUAAAAAACCUGCAAGGAGUGGUAAAUUCGGCCAACAUGUUUCUGUGGGGUGCAAAGAAACGAGCGGCAGCUCAGACAGCUUCUUGGAAAGAUCUGGCCAAGCGAGUCACAACACUUCAAACAGAGGGAUUUGAUGUACUUGCUGGGUCUGAAGAAGCGAAAAAACUGAGAAUAGCGGAGUCACAAAAACACUUCAAACCUCCUCUCAUUGUUUUUAUAGAGAGUACCGAACCGAAGAAAAAGAAGAAAAAGAAGGCUACAGCUCUUGAUGUGCCUAACGCAUCUUCAAAUGAUAUCAUAAACGGUGUCUAG
Messenger RNA from Strongylus vulgaris, 507 nucleotides. NCBI's taxonomy places the organism in Eukaryota, Metazoa, Nematoda, Chromadorea, Rhabditida, Strongylidae. The record is from the annotation of a GenBank genome assembly.